AUGCACUCCGCGGGGCCUUGUGGGUUGAUGAUGCCUCAUAAAUACACAGGUAAUCUCCCGGAAAUCUUUCAAAGUCAAGCAGGUGUUCCAGAUUUCAAAUACCAACAAAUCUACGGCGACGUUGUUCGCAUUAAAGGUCCUUUUGGUGAAGAUCGUUUACUCAUUUCCGACCCUAAAGCCCUUCAGUACAUCUUUCACACUUCAGGCACGUUACCAGCGCCCUCUGAAAUGACAGUUUCUAAUUUUGGUACCCAAGGUUAUGGUUUUCUCAAAUGGCCUGAACGAACCGAGAUUUCUCGCAUCUUGAUGGGUCGCGGACUUCUAUGGGCAGAUGCCGAAAUACAUAAACGUCAGAGAAAAGUAAUGCUCCCCGGAUUUGGUACACCUGAAUGCAAGGCGUUCGUUCCGAUUUUCCGACGUGUAGGAGCAGAGUUGUCCGCACAAUGGUCUGACAUUCUCGCCAGUUCCCCCGACCAAUCUGCCGUAUUUAAUGUUGCUUCCUGGCUUUCUCGUGCGACAAUGGAUUCGAUUGGAGAAGCCGCAUUUGAUUAUCAGUUUGGCGCGCUGCGAAAUACUGACAAUGAAUUUAUGAAGGCAUAUAUGGGUUUAAUGUCGGACACACUUGGUUCGCCCCCAAAGUCCGCUAUUUUCAUGCAAACGGUCCUUCCUAUUUGGAUCCUCCAACUGAGGUCCAAAUUUUCUCGUUCGAGGACCCUCGUUCAUGCAAGACAUACCGAACAGUUAGCGAACGCGGUGACCCGCAAACUCGUCGAUUCUAAAGCCGAAGCCUUACUCCAAGGAAAAGGGAAUAAAGAUAUCUUAUCAUUACUUGUCAAAGCAAAUGCAUCAGAGACAGCUAGCAUCCGUCUGACAGAUGAAGAAAUGAUGGCCCAAAUGCGGACCAUAUUACUUGCAGGACAUGAAACAAGUGCCACAACACUAUGUUGGGUUCUUUUAGAACUGGCGAGACACCCUGACGUUCAACAGAGACUACGAAAUGAGAUCAGGGAGACUGAAAUUGCUAUUCAUGCACGCGGAGAUGCCGAUUUUACUGCUGCGGAUCUGGAAAAUAUGGUAUUUUUGGGUGCUGUUAUCAAGGAAUCUAUGAGAUUUCAUCCAGCAUUGUACCAAAACUAUCGACAAGCCGCAGAAGAUAAUAUCUUGCCUCUUUCCAAACCUAUCAAGACUGUCCACGGCAAUUAUGUGAACGAAGUACCUAUACCGAAGGGCAUCAAAAUUAUUCUAUCUAUAGCAGCUUACAACAGAAAUACGGAGAUCUUCGGGGAAGACGCUCAUACCUACAAUCCGGAUAGAUGGCUCAGACAGUCGGGUGAAAAGAAAGGCCCAUCAUUAGGAGUGUACGGGAAUCUACUUACAUUUGCAGGGGGCGUCAGAACAUGCAUUGGUUGGAGGUUCGCUCUAUACGAGGUUUUCGCACUUACAGUCGAAAUUAUCAAUAAUUUCGAACUACUACCUACUCCCGAACUGGAUCGGCUCAGGAGAGAAGCAUGCCUAGUGAUGCUACCAACAUUGGAGGGAGAGCAAUUGAAAGGAGAGAAUCUACCAUUGCGCGUCAAGUUGGCUUCCAGAGACUAG
Messenger RNA from Psilocybe cubensis, 1596 nucleotides. RefSeq lists its product as uncharacterized. Lineage: Eukaryota; Fungi; Basidiomycota; Agaricomycetes; Agaricales; Agrocybaceae. The transcript is spliced from 12 exons. Gene Ontology annotation, molecular function: heme binding; iron ion binding; oxidoreductase activity, acting on paired donors, with incorporation or reduction of molecular oxygen. The record is from RefSeq and is a predicted model, not a curated record. Bases 1 to 1596 code for a protein of 531 amino acids.